AUGGGUCACGAAUCGUCGCCAUCAUUGAUACCAAAUAAAGAUUAUUGGUUUUUAUAUUCGAUCGGAACGCCGGAUAAUUUUAAAUGCGGUCUUUUAUUCGUACAAACAGAUAAUUUAAUAACACUUUUAACCGAUAUGUCAAAUUUAACAAAUUACACUUAUGGAUUUUGUUUGGAAGAUACAAAAUGGAUGAUUUUUUAUUUGACGAUAUUUUUACUUUGUCUUUUGGAAAUAUUUUCCGUCGUUGAAAUAUUCGAUUUAUUUUUGGGAAUGUGGAUGUACGAUGCAAAAUUCGACGUUACGGAAAAGCCAAAUAUAGAAACGACAAAAGAAUUUGUUUCACUCAUAGAUACCCUAUCGAAAUGUUCGUGGGAAUCCGUGUCGAAAUUUUCAUCACGAACGGCUGCUAAUAUUGACAUACAAUCCGGAACGGAACCGGAAAUUAAAAGCAGCGUUAAAUUUUCAAAUACGGAUAAUAAGAAAAUAUUCGAUUCGAACGAACCCGUUGUUAGUUUGUCAAAGGGUGAUAAUGUUGAAAAUACUCAAGAGGAACCUGAUGCUUUCUUAGACGAUUCCGAAGCUUUCGGUUUCAGUCAGGUUUCGUCUGAAAUGUUAAAUUUAAGCGUCGACAUACCAUCCAUACAUUCCGGUCAAUUACAAUUAAAUACAACGCAAUCGAACACGUGA
Molecule: messenger RNA, 687 nt
Organism: Pediculus humanus corporis (human body louse)
Lineage: Eukaryota; Metazoa; Arthropoda; Insecta; Psocodea; Pediculidae
Exons: 3
Coding region: 1-687 (228 amino acids)
Source: RefSeq, a predicted model, not a curated record